Molecule: messenger RNA, 3834 nt
Organism: Gasterosteus aculeatus aculeatus (three-spined stickleback)
Lineage: Eukaryota; Metazoa; Chordata; Actinopteri; Perciformes; Gasterosteidae
Gene: nectin4a
Product: nectin cell adhesion molecule 4a
Biological process (GO): homophilic cell-cell adhesion; heterophilic cell-cell adhesion
Cellular component (GO): adherens junction
Source: RefSeq, a predicted model, not a curated record
AGAGAGAGAGGUGUAGCUCAAACAGGUGUAUCCCAAACAGGUCGGGCUGCUCCUUCUUUUUUCUGAAGGGCAAACAUGAUGGCGUGUGCUUAAAACCCAACACGCAACCAAACUGAGGGGAUUUACAAUUUCCAUAACGACUGAGUUUUUACAACUGAAACAUUUUCUCGCCGAGGACGGGACUUUGGAAGGGAUCAAGGAUGGAGGCAUGAGUCCACCUCGGGGCUUCAUGCGUGUCUGCCGUUUAGGACACCCUUACCUGGACUGAUGAGCUUCAUUUCAGUGCUGAAAUUGUCCCAGCUUGUGCACAGUUAACAGUAGCCGCCAAGGAGAAUGACACCUCUGCCGACCGGACUGUCAGUGUGUAUCUGUGUCCUCUGCAUCUUUGUUCCAGGGCUGUGGGGUGACUUUGUGGACCUCUCUCAAGCUAAUCCCAUACUCUCCCGGGCUGAGGAGGAGACGGUCCUGGCCUGUCACUACCAGCCAACUGAUGAAACGGUGGUCCAGGUCACCUGGUACAAAGAGAAACCCGAUGCCACCAAGGAGCAGAUCAUCACUGCACACCACACUAACGGGCAGACUGCGUUUGGGACCUGGCAUCAACGUGUGCACUUUAAAAGCAACCAGCCCACCGUGGACUCGUCUCUGGUCAUCAAGAGCACAGAGGUCUCUGAUGAGGGGAAUUACCUCUGUCGCAUCAGCACCUUCCCAUCAGGCAACUUUGACAGAGAGAUGUCGCUCAUCGUGUGGACCGUUCCCAUCUCCUCCCUGGACCCCGUGAUUCUGGUGGAAGGACAGUCCUACCGACCGGCCGCUUCCUGUCGCUCAGUGGCGCGCCCGCCUCCCCGCCUCUCCUGGGACACCGACCUGAAUGGCCAAUCCGUCAAUCGCUCCUCCGACAACGGCGCUGUGUCCUCGUAUUACUCCCUGCACCCCCUCAGGAGCAUGAACGGCAAGAAACUGGACUGUCUGGUGUGGCAUCCGACUAUGGAAGCCCCACGCAGGCUCCGGAACAACCUGGUGGUGCACUUUCCUCCACACGCAGAGGUUUCUGGGUACAACGGAGACUGGUCCAUGGGUCUGGAGAACGCUGCCCUGAAGUGUGUGGGUGGAGGAAACCCCAAACCGAGUUUUACCUGGAUCAGAAUGGGGGGCGAGUUGCCAGAAGGUGUCGUCUCCCACCCUAACGGAUCCCUGGUUUUUGGACGACCCCUAAGCUUGUCACAUGGCGGCACCUACCAGUGUGUGGCAAAGAAUGACGUGGGAGAAAUGAAGGUGGAGGUGGCGAUCGAUGUGGCAGAAUCUUCCCAGAAGGAGAGCAAGGACGAAAACACGCUGAUGAUCAUCGUAGGCGGCGCAGCUGGGGGGCUUCUGAUCUUGAUGUUCAUUGUUGUCAUCUCCCUCACUUGUUAUCACAAACGCAAGAACAAGAAGCUGGAGAAGGAGCUCACUGUGAAGAAGGAGGAAAUAAGCACCCUCUCCAGACAGGCUUCUUUCAGGAGAGUGAACUCUACCAGCACAGAUGCCAGAGGAAUGACAGAGGAAAACAUCCCUCUGAGGGUGGAGGGAUUUGUAAGGUGCAGCCACUCUUCCAUCGGGGACCAGAACUACCGGGACAGCCGAUCCACCAUCUCAGGUGGACGGGGAGGAGGGCGGGCGUUGGAUGAACUGGGCAGGCCACCUCUAUACAGCUCGCAGAGGUGGAGGGACAGACCCAUGGACAGAGACGAGGACCGCAGACUCAGAGUGGAGUCAUUCGUGAGAACCAGCGCUCAGGAAACGCAUUUACACCCUCCCCUCACACCAACAUCCUUCUUAAUGGUACCGUCCACUGAGAAUGUAAGACAGCUCAACGGCAGCGCCAUUUUCCCGGCAGACGGGGGUUCACGGCCAGGAAGCGUCACCAAGAGUCACCAGCAGUCUCCUCUGAGCAGCAACUUCCCACCGGUAACAGACGACGAGGAUGAGGAAGAUGAAGGUUUGGGGAGUCCCGCCAGUCGGGAGCAUCCUGAUGACAGGGACAGCGAGACAAACAGCUCCCAGGUGUCCGAGGCUCUCAGCACACGCUACCGGCAGACUAAUGGCACACUCAGGCCUAAACCCCAGCAAAGCCACACGGUGCUCGGCCCCCAUGCCUCGCUGAUCCACAAGGCCCAGAUAGUUUAGCGGGCAGCUGCGAAAUGUCAUGUAAAACUGCAACACUGGCCAGCUGUGGUUAAAAAGCAGAUUCAGAGGUUUGACUUCAGCACCCAGACUGCGGCAUCUUCUUCAUUGUGUUGGGAACAUGGUGCAAUGGAAUCAAAUCUUAAAGGGAAGAACUCCGCUCUGAAGCCUCUCAUGGACAUUUCUGUGCCGCGUACGCCAGCAAAAACAAAGACAAUAUCACAGCGUUUAAUCGCGGACAAUAUUCCUUUCUCGUCUUUCGCAAUUUGCUAUGUAACGAACAGGCGAAUGCAGCUGUCAUACCUUUUGUGGGGUACGUCAAAAUGCACAGUAGGAAAUCAAGAAAUUCGGGAGAGUUGUUGGAGUCUGUGGGAAAGUUAGGAGAUCAGCAACGUACAUUGCAACACCUCGGUAAGGAGGGAGGAUCUGUGCAGAUGUUGAGUUCCAUGUGUCAGGAACUGGGCCUGUUUCAAGUUGCAUUACACAACACGGUUUGAGAUGUGAUCCAAACCAAGGGAUUGUUCCUGUCUCACCACACCGGCAACAGUACAUACCUGCACAUGCACUCCCCACGCCUUUGACUUUGAACUGAGACAUUUUGAUCAGAUAAAGGCUUCAUACAGACAUACACGACUAAUGUCUAAGGAUUUCUUUCUAAGGAUCUGUAAUUCUCUAGAAAUAUGCAAAUGAUGCUUUCAAAAAUGUUUUAAAAAUAAAUAAAGAGAACUCCAAUUAUUAAUAAAGUGAAUAUCAAGGCAUAAACAUAUGGCAGAUGAAUGAUCAAUCUUCCCUGUUCAGGCUGCUAUGCAACAGUGGUAUUUUUAACAUAUUAAACAUCCACACUCUAAAUAAAUAUAAUAUAUCUCUGUGUAUGCACACAUAUACAAUGGAUGAAAGCUGUUUGUACAUCUUUUUUUUAAUUGAUUGCGAGCGGCUGUUAGGAAUACAUCUGGACUUUAAGACCGGAUACCAUAGAGACAAAGUAAAGCACCCACAGUGUCUGUGUCUGUGUUGCAACUUUUCUUCUGCCAGCUGGAUAUGUUUUCCACGUGGAAGACACAAUGCCUUUCCAGGGAGAAUUGGACAUAAACCGGUACAGAUGUUGAGUAUUGUGGCAAAACCAAACAUGUAUUGUUAAUCUGUAGAUGAAUAAUAGUGGACAUGCUUUGUAUUGUGUUCUGUUACAGCCCCGACAUGGCAAGCAAAGUGCCAUCGGUUAAAAUAUGAAAAAUAUCACUUUUGCUUUUUUGGCAAAUAUGAAGUAUUAUUUCGUUCUCCGCACAUGUAUGAUGCCUUAUGUUGAACAGGAAUGUGACAUUUUGGCAAAGGCGAUGUACAGUAUAUAAUUUACUGAUAGAAACAGAUAAGUGGUGUUUUUGUGUGAAUGUUGGUUGUAUUUGCUGCAGACAGUGCCUCCUGAUGUUUACUGCUGGAAAGUGCAGGGACCUGAAUGAGCCUAAUGCAAAAAGAGCGAACUAUGAAAGACUUUGCAUUCCACUGUGAUGUUGGAAAAUGAUCUUCUUGGUCAAUGCUAGAUUUUCAUUCAUUUUAAGGGCUAUAUAUGGGAAUCAGCUUGAAAUAAAUGUGCAUGUUUUUUGUAAAACUUUGAAGUUCACCAAAACUAUUUCCUGGAUCUUCCAAAUAAGGGAAAUAAAACUGACUUGCCAUCAA